CCACUGAUACUUCAACUACAACCAUGUGAGAGUUAACAUAGCCAGGACGCGGCAAGGCAGGGAGUGCUUCGAUCGGCGAGUGACACUCAUGAAGAAGCGCGGUGCAGCCGCUUUCUCCGUGCACUUUCACGCGUUCACUCCUGCAAAAUUACGGCGGCACUCGUGCGUUCUCGAUGCGCGUUGGCCUUUAUCUCCUCGAUCAACGGUAGCUCAGAUCCAGUAUCGCAGCAAGCACAACCGUUACGAACUUCCUACCCUGACCGGACAUUUUACGGCCUACCGUCUCUCGAGCUACAGCAUUCGAGUGAGUACCAAGCCGCCAAGUCUUGGGGCUUUCGCACACAAUCACAGCAUCCUGCCGACCUUGACAACAAUUCUCAAGAUCUUUGUGCAGACAAGGAACCGUAUCGCAGCGUAGAAGCUCAGAAACUUGCAGGCCAGGCUCAACCGCCAGCUGGUACGUCCAGUUUGCCAACGCCGGUAAACUCGACGAUUCAAGCACAACUACACUGGGAUCCAGCCCACUCUGAGGCGGCGGCGAUAUAAGCUCACAAGUUGCUAGCUGGCAAGCAGCUGUCGAAGGACGCGAGCU
Messenger RNA from Baudoinia panamericana UAMH 10762, 592 nucleotides. RefSeq lists its product as uncharacterized. NCBI's taxonomy places the organism in Eukaryota, Fungi, Ascomycota, Dothideomycetes, Mycosphaerellales, Teratosphaeriaceae. The transcript has a single exon. Bases 89 to 418 code for a protein of 109 amino acids. The record is from RefSeq and is a predicted model, not a curated record.